UGCAUGGCCCCAUCCCCUCGUGUCGUGAUGAAUCCCGCGCAGGGGUCGCCGUCCCAGGACGCCAAACAGCUUCAUCAGAAAGAGGAGACGGACACGGAGGGCGAGGAGCAGCAGCCCAGAGACAUGACCACGGAGAAAGGAUACAAACUCCAACGGAGCUGCCUCCCGUUUAGCGUCGAGUCGUUGAUUUCCAAGAAGACCACCUGUCGGACUUCGUACCCCCCACAGAUGGCUCUGGCUCUGCAGAAACCGGCUCAGUUCUCUCCCAGGACGGUUUCCGCGGAGAGCUCGCAGGGUGUCUCCAGCAGCUCCAGCGAGGACAGCCCGCAGCUAAGCGAGAAGGACCAGAGCACCUGGUACCAGACGUCCUCCUUCUCCAGCCCGCCCCGGAGCUCCAGUCCACCUCAGUGUACUUUAAGGAAACACAAAAACAACAGGAAACCUCGCACCCCCUUCACUACCUCUCAGCUGCUGGCUCUGGAGCGCAAGUUCCGCCAGAAGCAGUACCUCUCCAUCGCCGAGAGAGCCGAGUUCUCCAAUUCGCUCAACCUGACGGAGACUCAGGUCAAAAUUUGGUUUCAGAACAGGAGAGCCAAAGCCAAGAGACUGCAGGAGGCCGAGCUGGAAAAGUACAAACUGGCCUCCAAGCCCAUGCUGCCGGCCUUCGCGCUGCCACUGCCCCUCGGAGCCCACAUGGGGUCUCCGGCGUGGGGCCAGGCAAACGCCUUUGCGAGGCCCAGCCUGCCGGUCCCGGGACUGUUCGGCGGACCCGUCACUUAUGGGAUGUACUAUUUGUCUUAG
Anoplopoma fimbria (sablefish) is the source of this 801-nucleotide messenger RNA. RefSeq names its product homeobox protein MSX-2-like. Gene Ontology annotation, molecular function: RNA polymerase II transcription regulatory region sequence-specific DNA binding; DNA-binding transcription factor activity, RNA polymerase II-specific. Gene Ontology annotation, biological process: regulation of transcription by RNA polymerase II; embryonic morphogenesis. The record is from RefSeq and is a predicted model, not a curated record. Gene Ontology annotation, cellular component: nucleus. Lineage: Eukaryota; Metazoa; Chordata; Actinopteri; Perciformes; Anoplopomatidae.